This is a messenger RNA of Oldenlandia corymbosa var. corymbosa, 1345 nucleotides long. The record is from the annotation of a GenBank genome assembly. Lineage: Eukaryota; Viridiplantae; Streptophyta; Magnoliopsida; Gentianales; Rubiaceae.
AAACAAUAAACAAACUUUACUGUAUAAAGAUCCAUUCUCUGACUCAUUAAACAAAUCAGAAAAAAUAUCAGAGUGGGGAAGAAACUCAAUACAUAUAAAUACAGAGGUUCAUCCACCUACAAUUCCUGCAGUCAUCAUCAUCGACUUAUAUUAUCAAUAUCAUUACUGAAGCUGAAGCAUUUGGCUUUUCUUUUCUCACCACCAAUUCAUUCAAGAUUUCAGAGGGAUAUAGAAGAUAUACUCUGCAAAAUGGAUCCCCAAGAACAGAUUUUUGAUCGAGAUAUUAAAGGGUUGAAGAAAAAUGGUGGGCUAUGUGAUCCAUUACAUGUCCAAUGGGUGAUUAUGGAAGCUCAAAAUAAUGGGUCGGAAACGGAAUCCAUGGAAUCCUCCAUAGGUGAAGACUCCGGCGAAAACUCUGCAGAGUCGAGUUCUUCAUCGGAGUUGGAAGAAGAUGCAUCAUCUUCACCGACGUCGUCAACAUCUCCGGCGUCUGAAUAUGGGCCGUUGUACGAACUUUCAGAUCUGAUGAACCAACUCCCCAUCAAGAGGGGUCUUUCCAAACAUUAUCAAGGGAAGUCUCAAUCAUUUACAUCUUUGGCUAACGCGGCGAGCCUUGAAGAUCUUGCAAAGAAAAUUGGACCUUACAGUCAGAGGAUGAAGUCAUGUAAGAGUUAUGCUGGUUUUGAUGGUCGGAAAUAUGGUCCGAAAGCCACCAUAGCCAAGAAGCCUUCAAGACCAUCAUCAUUUUCAUCUUUUCUGGGCAGUAAAAGCAACUUUGUUGGUAGUUUUAGGCAUCCCAUUUCCCUUCAAAAGCAUUAUUGAUGUGUAAAUUGUUCAAGAUUUUAAGCUUUAUUGGUUUUAUUCUAACAUCAAGCUUUCUAACAUUCGCUGAAAAUAAAUUGUCUUAAACACAAUCGACUUAAGGUAGAUAUGUCAAUCGAUAAGGUCAAUGAUCAGUGGAAUAAAGAACGCAGUUAGAGAUAAUGGUGUUUUAUUCCUUACAUUAAUUUAUUAGAAAACUGUGAAGUGAAUUCCAACAAAUAUAUCCAUUUGAUCUUCGAUAUCUAAGGAUGGGUCGCUUCGACUUUCGAGUGUUAAUUGAAACGAAAUUGGAGGAGCAGAGGAGGAUUAGAGAAUUGAUAUUUCCAGUUGUGACGAGUUUGCCUGUGUUUCAUGCGCCGAGAUUUGUGUGUUCUGAUAACAGAAUACGCAUUCUGGACUUGGAAAGCUGAGAUAUAUGUGGUGAUUAAUUGAUUAUCUACAAAUAAGCAUAAGCAGAGUACUUUUCUUAUUGGCUAAUUGAUUACAAAUAUUUUUUGGCCAGGUAUGAUGAGUGAUAAAAAAU